Haliotis rufescens (red abalone) is the source of this 1785-nucleotide messenger RNA. RefSeq names its product monocarboxylate transporter 2-like. The record is from RefSeq and is a predicted model, not a curated record. Lineage: Eukaryota; Metazoa; Mollusca; Gastropoda; Lepetellida; Haliotidae. The transcript has 5 exons. Gene Ontology annotation, biological process: transmembrane transport. Bases 86 to 1711 code for a protein of 541 amino acids. Gene Ontology annotation, molecular function: monocarboxylic acid transmembrane transporter activity.
CUGAGUCAACGUUACUACUUCUUGUGCAACGAUGUGAACGGAAGGUAUAUAAUACAAGUGGCGGAGGGCGUAGUUGCUAUCGAGUAUGUCACAUAGAGACGACUCCGGAAGAGGUCCACGACACACCAGCAACCUGAAUGUUACCACUUCGGUAACCGGAGCAGAUUAUACACCGAAACCACCCGACGAAAUGACAACAAGGCCUCAAGAAGGAUCCAGGAAAAGAAGCCUCACGACCGUCGAUGUCAAGAAGUGUGUGGUGGCGGGAUGUCUCGUCUUCAUGAUGUUCCUAGUUUUUGGAUUCCUAGUGGGUCUGGGGGUUCUGUUUGUGGAGAUCCUGGACACCUUCCAGUCUUCACGAGCCAUGGCAUCCCUCUUCCAGUCUGUGUGCACCGGACUUGUGUUUGGAACAGGUGUGGUGGCCACGAUAGUCAUUCAGAAAGUUGGAGCAGGUCAUGUGACCACUAUCGGCGGUCUCUUAGCGGGAAUUGGUUGUGUGGGAAGCGCCUUCGCCCCUUCUCUGCCGAUCCUUGUCUUCACCGUCGGAGUAAUAACAGGAUGUGGUCUGUGUACGUUCACUGUGGUACCCUACACAGUGACAGGACUGAUGUUUGACAAAAGACGGCACCAGGUGCUCACUGUUGUCAGUAUAGGUCCAGGCUUUGGCUCUCUCAUCUUCCCCUUCCUCAACUCAGCUCUGAUGGAUAUGUUUGGAUGGAGAGGCAGCUUCCUCAUCCUGGGCGGCAUCAUGCUCCAAGCAUGUCCUAUUGGAAUGGUCCUGACCAUGCUUAGCAGGGACAUCAAACAGGACAAGGAACUCAAGAUUGAAAAUAGCAACAUUAGUGACAUAAGGGACGGGAACACCGUUGUCACUGAUACACGGGUACCACCACAGACAGAGAACAAUUCGCUAGCCUAUGACAAUGUGACAUACGUUGAUGACCAUGGGAACAAUAGCAACAGCCAACAAGACCACAAUGGAGAAGUAAUGAGUAGUUUACAUAUGACCAAUACUGAAGAAUGCCAGCGGAAAAUCACCACCGCUUCUGAAAUAAAAGACAUAAAACCGAAGAAACAGCCUUUCAUAGAAACCCUUAACUUAGGGUUAUUUAAAGACUUUGGGUUCGUUGUGUUAGGAAUAUGCCUGUUUAUUCUAAUGAGUCUUCUGCCGUCAAUAAACUUUUUCUUUGUGGAUAUGACUAUUUCUAAAGGACUUGACGCCAAAACCGGGUCCUAUCUGCUCUCCCUUAUUGGGCUGAGCAGUUUGGGAGGGCGAUUCCUCUACCUCUUCGUCAGACCAUUGGUGAAGGUAUCACAAGUGACUUUGUUUGCCACUAUGUGCAUAGUACUCUCCGUAAGCCUGCUACCCCUAGUAUGGGCGAACACCUACCCUAGCCUGGUCGCCGCUGUCGUGUGCUAUGGCAUCCCCCUUGGGUGUUGCUCAGUGGCCUACCCUUCCCUCAUGUUCGAAAUAGCAGGACCCAAACGCUACGCAUCAGCUGUAGGCUAUGGUGAGACGAUAUGCGGUUUGGGGGCGUUCUUGGGAGGCCCUAUAGCAGGUACUGUGAAGGAUAUCACCAACACAUACGAUGGGGUAGUGGUCAGUACUAUGGCCGCCAUGGCCUCAUGUGGCCUCGCUUUCUGCGCACUCGCCAUCAGACAGAGACAUUCACAGCACCUCAACAAGGAAACAAGCUCUACCUACCUGUGACAAUAUACUACUGUACAAAUAUCUCACUAACAAUACGUCUGACUGCAUGUAUGUAUUAAGCUGGACCACACUCA